CCUUCACACCGGAGUUCUGUAGAAUAGCAGCAUGAAGGUGGAGUCGGUUCCGACGCUGAAGGAUGGUAGAACAUUGCGAGAAGAAGUAUUUUCGCAGUGGCAUGACUUACGGAAGGCCUUCCUGCAGGAUACCAGUCUCCACGGUUGGAAAUAUGUUCCUUGUCAGAGGCGGCAUAUAUUAGUCAGAAUAUUAUGGGCAUUGCUGCUUUUAACAAUGAUUGGGGUGAGUCUGAGUGCGCUGGCUGAUCUUUACAAGAAGUACUACAGCUACAGCUUCAUCACCAAGAUUACAAGAGAACGCAAACAACAGAUCAGGUUUCCUGCUAUCACUAUAUGCACCCUGAACAAGUUUGACAUAAGCGAACAGAACCUAACUAACGCAGAGCUAGCCUAUCUUCGCAGCUCUGGGUACCUUGCACACAUUUUACCGCAAGUUGACUGGGACGGAGAGGAAGAGAGAGAGCUCGAUAAACUGGAUAAUGUCAAAUUCUGGGCUGGUGGGGCAUACAAAAAAGAAGAUAUUUUUAAAGUCAUAUUCUUCAAAAACAACCGAAUCCUCCAGGAAAGCUUGAACUACAGCCAGAAGCAAGAUCAUCGCUGCUUCACCUUCAACGCUAACACUGAUGUCAAUGCUCUUGAGUCUGAACAAACAGCACUGUUAAUGUCUAUUGACAUCAUGCAAGAUACCUAUCUGGAGGGAGCUACAUACGAGGCAGGGGUACAGGUAUAUAUCGAUGAACCUGAAACAGCACCAAGCUACAGUGAUCAUUCACUGAUUGGUGUAUCGGUCGGGACGUCGACACGCAUUGGGCUGACAAAGAAAAAGAUGAAGUACCUUCCAGACCCCUAUAAUACCCGCGGGACGGAUUGUGUGGACACUACAGCCUCGGACUUUGUCAACCCUCUGGAGUGGUUCAAGGUGUACAGCUUUGACGGGUGUCUUCUGGAGUGCUCCAAUAAGGCUGCCAUGGAUGCCUGUAACUGCACCGCCGGAUGGGAACCCCAGCAAGCAAGAGUCAGUUUACGACACUGCUCUGUGAAGGAUGUGAAAACAUGUUACGAUCAAGUACAGUGGGAAGCCAGGAUGGGGAAGAGUUGUGCAUGUCAGUACCCAUGUGAAGAGACAUCGUAUGACAUACAGGUAUCAUCCAUGGUACUGCCAUCAAAGGUCACCUUCCCGUUUACUUUACUGAAUGCGGCAUAUACCCCUGACAAGAUAAGACAAAAUUACCUGGUUCUACAAAUCAGACUUGCCAGCAUGGUAGUUGAAAGGACCGAGCACGUACCAGAACUGGAGUUGGGUGAAAUAUUUGCCAAUAUUGGUGGCCAGAUGGGGCUGUUUCUUGGGGCCAGUAUACUCACCAUCGUCGAACUCUUGGAACUAGUGGCCGCAUGUUUGCUGACAAGCCUGACGAUCCUUUGGGCCAGACGUAAACGUCAUGGUUGAGGAACAAAAUGGACCUCGAUUGCUCCAGUCUCGAGGAAGCUGAUCCCUGCUCAGUUGAAUUGUGGAUGUCCCAACAUCAUCGAAUAGAUAUGUGUUUUCUUAAAA
This is a messenger RNA of Haliotis rubra (blacklip abalone), 1552 nucleotides long. Its product is annotated as acid-sensing ion channel 1B-like. Bases 32 to 1447 code for a protein of 471 amino acids. Gene Ontology annotation, cellular component: membrane. Gene Ontology annotation, biological process: sodium ion transmembrane transport. NCBI's taxonomy places the organism in Eukaryota, Metazoa, Mollusca, Gastropoda, Lepetellida, Haliotidae. The transcript has 9 exons. The record is from RefSeq and is a predicted model, not a curated record. Gene Ontology annotation, molecular function: ligand-gated sodium channel activity.